Molecule: messenger RNA, 2910 nt
Organism: Acaulospora colombiana
Lineage: Eukaryota; Fungi; Glomeromycota; Glomeromycetes; Diversisporales; Acaulosporaceae
Source: the annotation of a GenBank genome assembly
AUGGGAAAACAUAAAUCAUCAAAAACUCUAAAGACGCCAAUUAAUAUCGAACCCUCAUGGAUUAAUUUGGUCUACGACUAUACGUCCAAUCAUGAUCCAGAAGAAUUACACGAGAGCAUAAGUAAAGUCAAAGCAUUACUUGACGACUCCAAGGCUACUUGGGAGCAACAAUGUCAAUACUUGAAAGAUAUUGAAAAAUUCUUGCCUUCAAAGAAGUCCAAGUGCAAUCCUGAUUCAACGGUUACAGCUCCAUCUGCCAAUUACUUAAAUCAGAUUGAGUUUAUCGUCGAGCCGAUAAUCUCCGAGAUCUAUUUUAAGUCAGCGGAUCCGUUGACAAAAAGACAUUGCAUUCCGAUAUUAGAUUCGUGUUAUAUUAUUUCUUCCAAAUCACGGGUUUCUGAUGAUGUCUUAAAGAGAUCGAAUAAAACUAUUGCGAGCUUUACGAGGGAAUAUUCCAAUUAUAUUUCGAAUGAGUAUUAUUCGGAACAAUCAUUUUAUCAAAAGGCAACGACCAUAUAUUUAACAUUGGAUUUUCCGAUUGGGUUUUCCGCCGUUAGAGAAAAUCUAUUUGAUACCAUCUUUUUCUUAGUGGAAUGCCUAACAAGUAUUAUUCAGCGUGUAAACAUAGAAAAAAAGGUUCGAAAAGAAUCUUCGUUAGUUGGUUCUAUGUCUGUAAAGCUUUCACAUCAGAUGAGCGAUUCUCAACAUGUGAUAAAAUCGAUUGUAGCAUUACUAUCCAGAUUUCAAGAACAAUUACGAUUUAAAUUCGAGAAUGUUGGAGAAAGAUACAGUAAUCCUCACAGUAAUCCGGAUGAUUCUAAAAUGGAAGCAAUGAUUUGUAAUUUACUUAACGGAUGCCUCGUUAUAUGCUCGGAUGAUAUUUAUAUUAAAGAUGUUAGACAACUUUCAGGAAUGGCUUUGGCUGCAACAUUUAACCUGCUUGGUUCACAAAGCUUUAUUAGCAAACAGAUAGUAGAUCAACUCUUCAAAGUUCAGAAUGACCCGCAAGGACGUGAUAUAUACAUAUUAAAUAGGAUGGGGAUCAAAGUUCCUGAUUCAUUAAUUGAUGAGCGUGGAUGGGCUGAUGAUGAACCUUUGAUGCUAGCUGUUUCUCGAGGACUACUUUCGAAUUUAUCAAGGUCAAUAUUGGCAUAUCCAAUAUCUCUGGAGUGCGAGACAGCGGUUGCAGCUUUAAGCGCACAAACAAAAGUUGUGGCGUUUGAGACAAUGGGAAUUUGGCUCGAAGAAGCAGAAAAUUUAUUAAAUGAUCCUCAUAGUAAUGAACAAAGUACCAAGGAUAUAAAGUCAAUAUUUUCUCCAGAUAUAUUGGAAAAGCUGAUGUUAUAUGUUUGGAACAAUUGGGAUGAUCCUGUUGAUGCUAUUCAAUACAAGUCAUCCGCGAAUAGGAUCCUGAAAGUCGAUGGACAAGUUUAUGGGUUAAUCAUGUUUGUAAAGCCGGCGUCAUUUUGGAGGUUAUUAGAGAUACUACAAAAUGAAAAUAACUUGAAAAAAUUUGUUGAAGAUGAACAACAUAGUUUAAAUGCUUUGAUGUUAAUAAUCAAGAUUGCCAGAUCUUUGGACAUAUUUGAUAGCGGAAAGUUCAUCGAUGAUUCUUCCAGUAACGAGAAAUAUAAUGAUAAAAUUCGCGUACAAUCCCUUCAGGAUGCUAUUUACCAUCUAGACUCGAGUAUUCGUAUUGACGUUCUCGGUCUUAUUUGCGAAUCACAGAAGUCGACCACUGAAGUGACAUUAAUUGAACUUUCCCUUCUAAAAUCUUUUUUCCGGAUGAACCUCAAUUCAACCUCCCCAGAAUUUCGGCAAAAGCUUUAUGGUCAUUUGAAUAAAUUGUUCGUGAGGCUUCGAGGGAAUUUAUAUGCCUUACAGAGGGAUUCUAAUUCUUUAUUAGCGUAUGUCGAAAAAAAUAAGGAUAAACAGAAGGUCAAAAAGGCCGAGUCAGAGUCCAAACUAUUACUUGACAAGAUAAACGAUGUACGUGAAUUUUUAAACUGGUUGGUUAAGUUUCUCGCGGCCUCUUUAUAUCCUGGGGCAUCAUUCCAACGCGUCUCUUGCGCGUUAAGAAUAUUUUCUACAUUAGUUAAAACAUUUGGAGUUAAUAAUACACCACUUCCUGAUGGAUUCAUGGAAAAUAGUAUGACAUUACCUUUUAAACUUCCAAUGGCGACUCCGACGAACGUCAAACUAAUUUUAAACUGCUUGAUGAACCCGUUCGAUGAGAAUCGGACGCUUGCUUACGAAAUACUGAAUAUGUUUCCUUCUCCACUACCUGGAAUUGAAUUGCCCGAACAAGUUCAAGAAAUUUUGUUUUGGGCUUUAGAUUCAAUGACAAGUGCAAGGGCUAGUGAAAGUAAUAGUGGUGCUACGAUCUUUAGACUGGUGUUUACAAAAUAUGUCAUUGGAUUGGAGUUUGAAUUGAACGUGGAGCUGGUGGAUAAUAAUUCCUCGCAGAAACAUUGCUUAGAUGAUGGUGUUGUACCCGCCGGUAAGAACUUGAGAAAGUUAUUGGAACUCUUAAAUAAACAGAUUAAUGUGGCAUCUGAUAAUUUACUUCAGGCUUCUCAAAAACACCCAAUGCAUGGGACUCUCAUUGCAUUGCAACACAUCUUUCGAGAAAUCGAUUAUAAUUCUGACUGUGUGAAGUCAAACUGGGUUAAAUGGCUCGAGAAUCAUGACCGCGCAAUUGGGUUAAUUAGCGAGGUCUGUCGAGUGGUUUUGGAGGUAUUGUCGAAUCCAUCACCCGAAGGGAAUGUCCCGGCGUCAUUUCAAGAAAUGGAAGGGUUUAUUAAUGAAUUGGUAGCGAGUUCCGAGGAUUUUGACGAUGAUGGAAAGGAAGGGCCUAUUAAUCAAGUGAUAUUAAGUUUCUGCUGGCGAGCUGUUAAAGAAGCAAGGUAA